UCUCGCUCGGAUUCCUACAAGUACGGAGUAAGUAUUCUUGAACUGGGCAGAGCGGUCUUGACCGCCCUAUUUUCCCACCAUGAAGCCCUUCUCACUCCGUCUGCUAUUCUUUGCUGCUCUGUUUGUCCUGUCUGCGGCUUGGACCAAAGAAGACCACGAAAUCUUCCAGCUUCGUGAAGAAGUCAUCUCCAAAGAAGGCGCGAAUGUGACAUUCUACGACGUCUUGGGCGUGAAACCGAAUGCCAACCAAGACGAAUUGACCAAAGCCUACCGUCAGAAGUCAAAGCUCCUCCACCCUGACAAAGUGAGACGAUCCUUCAUCGCCAACAGCUCUAAGGACAAGUCAAGAGCCAAAACCAACAAGGCAGGUGUCCAUGUUAACAAGGGCCCUUCGAAACGUGAGAUCGACGCGGCCGUCAAAGAAGCCCAUGAUCGCGCGGCCCGUCUGAACACUGUUGCCAAUAUUCUGCGUGGAGCUUCUCGGGAGCGUUAUGACCAUUUCCUGAAGAAUGGUUUUCCGAAGUGGAAGGGUACCGGAUACUACUAUUCACGAUUUCGCCCGGGCUUGGGCUCUGUCCUGGUCGGGCUGUUUCUGGUCUUUGGGGGCGGCGCCCACUAUGCCGCACUCGUGCUGAGCUGGAAGCGUCAGCGGGAAUUCGUCGAUCGGUACAUCCGUCAAGCCCGUAGAGCUGCAUGGGGCGACGAGUCGGGUGUUCGAGGUAUCCCUGGACUGAAUGGUGGUGUUGCUGCCGAACCAACCACGCCAACUCCGGAACCUGAGCCCAGUGCCGUGCCAAUGAACCGACGCCAGAAGCGCAUGAUGGAGAGAGAAAACCGCAAAGAGGGCAAGAAAAGUGCUGGUCGAAUCAACGGUCGCAGCUCUGGGACUGCAACGCCCACCAAUGAGGCCGUGGAGCCCACCGGCGAAAGGAAACGUGUCGUCGCGGAGAAUGGAAAAGUUCUCAUCGUGGAUUCGGUCGGACAUGUGUUCCUGGAGGAGGAGACGGAAGAUGGAGAACGCCGAGAGUUCCUCCUCGACAUCGACGAGAUUCCACGCCCUACCUUCCGCAAUACAAUGGUGUUCCGGAUGCCCGGCUGGGUCUACCACAAAACCCUCGGCCGAGUGCUUGGCUCAUCCGACGCCAUGGGUAGCGAUAUCAAUGAGCGCGAGGAACUGGCCGAGACAGCGCAAAAUAUAGUCGAGGGUGUGAUUAGCUCUGCUACAACUUCCAACAAGGGCGCAUCCAGGCGGAGGGCGAAGCGCACACAAAAGUCUUAACUUCUUGGACCAAAUUUCGAGGGAAUGAAUCCAAGCCCAACAUUCUUGCUUGGAUUGUUUUUCCGGCCUCGUCAUUUUCAGACAUUGAAUAGAUGCGCCAAUGAAUGUGUACUUACCAUUCGACUCCGGCUGUUUGUAUAUGAGUGCAAUGCUCUGGAAAUCUACUCAGUACAACUUAGAAGUCACGUUCUUAGUAGGUGGUCUAAGCGCAAUUCUGUUAAUAGAUCAUUACAUAAGAAUAAGCAGUAUUGUAUUAUAACGGCUAUCCUAUGACUGCAAUCGCUACCAAGGAGACUGUCAGAAGUUACAG
Molecule: messenger RNA, 1589 nt
Organism: Aspergillus fijiensis CBS 313.89
Lineage: Eukaryota; Fungi; Ascomycota; Eurotiomycetes; Eurotiales; Aspergillaceae
Product: putative endoplasmic reticulum DnaJ domain protein Erj5
Exons: 3
Coding region: 80-1279 (399 amino acids)
Cellular component (GO): endomembrane system
Source: RefSeq, a predicted model, not a curated record